CAAGACAUAGCAAGGCUAUUACAAGCAUUUAUUAUGGAUGGACACUUAAACGUUCCUCAACCCAGUGAUCCGAUAACGAUAUACAAUACAUUGUCGAAUAUCAACAGGCCUAGAAGCAGAGCGACGCACACCCGAGGUGUCUUACGUGUUACCGUGUCACAAAUAGCACAACAAAUCCAAAUAUAUGACGUGAAUGUCAUUAGUUGGGCGACAAACAUGUUGAAAAAUGCCAUGACUUCUAACGAUAGAGAAGGCUUUCACUCUUUGUCGACUCAAAUCGGUGUAGGAUCGACGACAAUUAAAAAUCAUGGGUUACGGCGAAACGUGACCCCUGCGAUAUCGGCGAUUGAUCGGUGA
Funneliformis mosseae is the source of this 357-nucleotide messenger RNA. NCBI's taxonomy places the organism in Eukaryota, Fungi, Glomeromycota, Glomeromycetes, Glomerales, Glomeraceae. The record is from the annotation of a GenBank genome assembly.